AUGGCCGACGUCGCAUCUCCUCAGCGUCAGCAGUCCGGCUUCGGCUCUUUUGGCCAGUCGGGUCAGCAGCAGAACCCGCCCGUCGAUCCCUCUGAGGUCGGCACUGAUGCUUCUGGCGCUGACGACCAGAAGGAUGCUGAGAAGGAGCUCGCUGAGCGCCUCUCGCGCAUCAUUGAGGAUGCCAACAAGCGCGUUCUCCCUAUCGUCAACAUGAUUCGUCAGAACAUCGAGAACUUCACGAACGCCAAGGAAGAAGACCGCAACGAGGACGAACUCGUCAAAGCCGUCAAGCCCCUCAUCGAGCAAGCCGAGAAGGUUCUCUACGAGGCGAACGGCGCUAUCAAGGGCGCAGAUCCCGAGGGCAAGCUCUCCGAGCGCGCUACUCGCAACUACCAAGACCACACCGCGACACCCGAGGAGCAGCGUCUUGCCGAGGCUAUCAAGGUCCUCGUCGAGGAGGUCGGCGGCACGAUCGACUGGGCGAAGGACAAGCUCAACAGCUUCCCCAAGGCGAAGCGCGACCUUGGGCCGCUUCUUGAUGCGCUUGGGCAGCCGCUUACGCAGAUCGUGGGCGGUGUGGGUUUGCUUCUUCACGGAGUACUCAACCUUGUCGGAAAACUCCUCUCCGGCCUUGGGCUCGACUCACUUCUGAAGGGGAUCUUCGCUGCCGCUGGCUUAGAUAAGAUAUACAAGAGCAUCGGUCUCGACAAAGUACUCGGAUAG
Molecule: messenger RNA, 723 nt
Organism: Peniophora sp. CBMAI 1063
Lineage: Eukaryota; Fungi; Basidiomycota; Agaricomycetes; Russulales; Peniophoraceae
Source: the annotation of a GenBank genome assembly